This is a messenger RNA of Desarmillaria tabescens, 1554 nucleotides long. Its product is annotated as cytochrome P450. NCBI's taxonomy places the organism in Eukaryota, Fungi, Basidiomycota, Agaricomycetes, Agaricales, Physalacriaceae. The record is from RefSeq and is a predicted model, not a curated record. Gene Ontology annotation, molecular function: iron ion binding; heme binding; monooxygenase activity. Gene Ontology annotation, biological process: sterol metabolic process. Bases 1 to 1554 code for a protein of 517 amino acids. The transcript has 6 exons.
AUGGCACUCAACGAUUCUUCCCGGUCUGCCUCCAUCUCGUCCUCCACAUCCGGCGCGUCCCUCGACUCCUUUCCGUCCGGGUUUUCCUUCCCUUCGAGCCAGUCCACCACAUGGCUUGUCACCACGACGGCCAUCUUGGUUUCCUUGUUGAUCCUCGAGCAGUCGGUAUAUCGAUAUAAAAAACGCCAUCUGCCUGGUGAUAAAUGGACAAUUCCUAUUAUUGGCAAGUUUGCGGAUUCCAUGAAGCCAUCCAUGGAGGGCUACAUGAAACAAUGGAAUUCUGGCGCCCUUAGUGCUAUCAGCGUCUUUAAUAUCUUCAUUGUGAUGGCAUCAUCGACGGAGUACGCUCGCAAGAUUCUCAACUCGCCUACCUACGCUGAGCCUUGUCUUGUGCACUCGGCAAAACAAGUCCUUCUCCCGAACAACUGGGUAUUUUUGACGGGCAAAGAACACGUUGACUACCGACGAAGUCUUAACGCCUUAUUUACGCGGAAAGCCAUUGGGAUGUAUGUCGCUAUUCAGGAUGUCAUUACUCGACGACAUUUCAAGGGCUGGCUCGCUGAGGCUGCCAAGGAUCCAUCUCCCAAGCCUAUCAUGAUGACCGCUCGUCAUCUUAAUAUGGAUACUUCCCUGCGCGUUUUCUGUGGUAACUAUAUUCCAGAUCAUGCUACUCGGGAAAUCAGCGAAAAAUAUUGGGCCAUCACUUUGGCCCUCGAACUUGUCAACUUCCCCCUCGCACUUCCCGGAACCAAGGUCUACAAAGCCAUCCAGUCCAGGAAGGUGGCCAUGUACUGGCUUGAACUCGCAGCAGCUAGUAGCAAGGCUGCGAUGGCCAAGGGCGGCGAACCUGCUUGUUUGCUUGAUGAAUGGGUCCGCAUCCUACAGGAUCCCAGCUGGAAAGGCAGACGUGACUUUAGCGACCAUGAGAUGGCCAUGGUUGUCUUCUCUUUCCUUUUCGCUUCUCAAGAUGCUAUGAGCAGUGGAUUAAUCUACGGAUUCCAGCACCUUGCCGAUCGUCCGGAUAUUUUAGCAAAGGUCAGAGAGGAGCAGGAGCGUGUUCGUCAAGGAAACUAUGAUGCUCCUCUCACGAUCGAGAUGAUGGAUGAAAUGCCUUACCUCCAAGCCUUCGUCAAGGAAAGCAUGAGAAUCAAGCCUCCGGUUACCAUGGUCCCUUAUAAAACGACUAAAGCUUUCCCUAUUGCUAGUGACUACACCGUGCCUGCAGGCAGCAUGAUCAUCCCGUCAUUUUACAAUGCCCUACAUGACCCAGAAAUUUUCCCCGAUCCCGAUGCCCUCCAGCCUGAACGCUGGCUUGACCCCCAAAGCUCUGCCAAUACCAAUCCAAAGAACUACCUUGUCUUUGGUGCUGGCCCGCAUAAGUGUAUUGGUUUAGAAUAUGCUAUGAUGAACAUUGCGCUUGUGUUGGGGACUGCUGCUGUAAUGUUUGAUUGGGAGCAUGACAUAACGCCCAAGAGCGAACAGGUCGAGAUUAUCGCAACGCUAUUCCCCAAGGACGGUUGCAGACUUAAAUUGACGCCGCGCACAUAUGUAUAA